AGUAUGCGUGCCCCUCACUAGUCUGUAACUCUAUAGUUCAUUCGUUCUUUAUGUCAACUACGCGUCACAUAUAAAUUUUUUCCUUUCCUUUUAUUUUUUGUAAAAAAGUGUAAUUUACUUCAAAAUGGGGAAGAGAAAGCAUGCAGAUAAAUCUCGUGAACGUUUAUUGAAAAAAAUCAAGAAGUUAGAAGAAAAAAUUAGAAGAAUAAGCUCGGACUCCGAUUCGAGUGACGAAGACAUUGUGGCAAGUCCAAUUAUUCAAUCACUUGAAAAUAAGGAGAAUGAACCCCCGGCUCUAGAGGACAUAGAACCUGAAAUGUUCAAUGAAGUCGUUGACUGCGAAGAAGAGCCUAUUCCUGAGGAGGAAGAACAGUUAGAGGAGAAUGUGUUAGAGAUACUCGGCGUGGCUCCUCAAACAGAAGCAAAAGGAGAGAACCUACAUAAACAAAUUGUAGAACGAUGGGCAGUUAUAGUGAAGAAAGGCCUAGAUAAGGAGGAAAAGGAAAAAAUACAGAUUGAGAAUCCACCAUUCACAAACUUCAGUGAAAUGACACCACCAAAAUUGAACCCAGAGGUGAAUGCAGCAGUGAAUGAUGUUGCAAGAAAGAGAGACCAGAUCAUUUUUAAAAGACAACAACAGGUUUCAACAGCCCUGUCAUGCCUGGGCUCUGCACUCCAAUUAAGCAUGAAAGAUCAAAAGCUCGAGGCUAUAAAGAAGUUGAAUGAUGCAUCACGGCUGUUAUGUGACUCCCUUUUCAUGGAUACAAGGGGACGGAGAUCUCUCUUGCUAUCAGUCACAAAUAAAAAUAUGAAAGACUUCCUCGUUCAAUCAGAGCCAGGAAGUUUUCUCUUUGGUGAUAACCUGACAGACCAAAUUAAGGCUGCUAAGUCAGUGCAAAAGUCGGGAGAAGAUUUGAAAAUACCUCAAGUGAAGAAAUUCACCCCUCGACCAACCACAUCAGGACCAAAAUUCAGCGGUGCACAAAAUAAAUCUUUAAACUGGCGGGGCCCUCCUCGAGGCGAGGCGAAGAAGAGGGGGGGGCAUCACCGAGGACAACAGGCACCACGACAGGCAGACAGGAGGCCGCCCGAGAAGAAGGAUCCACGCAGGAAGUGA
Melitaea cinxia (Glanville fritillary) is the source of this 1117-nucleotide messenger RNA. RefSeq lists its product as uncharacterized. The record is from RefSeq and is a predicted model, not a curated record. Lineage: Eukaryota; Metazoa; Arthropoda; Insecta; Lepidoptera; Nymphalidae. The transcript has 2 exons. The coding region runs from base 125 to 1117 and encodes 330 amino acids.